Messenger RNA from Sesamum indicum (sesame), 2436 nucleotides. NCBI's taxonomy places the organism in Eukaryota, Viridiplantae, Streptophyta, Magnoliopsida, Lamiales, Pedaliaceae. The record is from RefSeq and is a predicted model, not a curated record.
CUUCCAUUUUCAUACAAGACUACGAAAACCAUAAACCACCAAGUAAACCCCACACGCUCUCUCUCUUUUGCUUCCUUCUUCUUAUCCAAAACUCUACCAAAAAGCUAAAGAGAAGCUCAGCCUCAAGAAACAGAGGGAAAAGAGAAUAAGAAAACAAGAAAGAAAAGAGAGAUCGAUCUUGGGAUAGAUAGAGAAAUCAAGUCGAGAUUUAAUACGGUUGCGUUGCUGUUUUUGCAAGCGGUAAGAAAGGGACAAACAAGUUAACUUGAGUUUAAUACGGUUGGUGCUGUCAGCUAAAUGGGUAUAUUUGAGGAAAUGGGUUUCUGUGGUAAUCUUGAUUAUCUCGCCGCAGCUUCUGGGGAAGUGGAGUUUUCUGUGCAAGUUGAACCGAUGGUGAAGGUUGAUGAAGACUGCAGCGAUGAGGAGAUGGAUGUUGAUGAGCUAGAAAGGAGGAUCUGGAGAGAUAAGAUGCUCUUGCGGCGGCUUAAGGAGCAGAAGAAGACCAAGAAUGAGAUUGAUGGUAGCACAAAACAACGUCACUCCCAGGAGCAAGCACGAAGGAAGAAAAUGUCCCGGGCACAAGAUGGCAUCUUGAAGUAUAUGUUGAAGAUGAUGGAGGUUUGUAGAGCUCAAGGUUUUGUCUACGGCAUCAUUCCUGAGAAAGGAAAACCAGUCACGGGUGCCUCUGACAAUCUUCGUCCAUGGUGGAAAGAGAAAGUCAGAUUUGAUCGCAAUGGGCCAGCUGCAUUAGCCAAGUAUCAGGCAGAGAAUUCAGUCCCCAGAAAAGUUGAGGAUCUGAGUGCAGCGACCUCAACUCCUCAUACUCUUCUGGAGCUACAGGACACCACACUUGGCUCCUUGUUGUCAGCUUUGAUGCAGCACUGUGAUCCGCCCCAAAGGCGGUUCCCCUUAGAGAAGGGUAUUCCCCCACCUUGGUGGCCUACCGGAGAUGAGGAAUGGUGGCAUCAACUAAGUUUACCUAAGGAUCAAGGACCUCCCCCAUAUAAGAAGCCGCAUGAUUUGAAGAAGGCUUGGAAGGUUAGCGUUCUCACUGCUGUAAUCAAACACAUGUCCCCUGAUAUUGCCAAGAUUCGCAAGCUUGUUCGUCAGUCGAAAUGCCUGCAGGAUAAGAUGACUGCCAAGGAGAGUGCAACUUGGCUUGCUGUUAUCAACCAAGAGGAGACUCUGUCCAGAAAUCUGUAUCCUGAUAGCUAUCCAGCACCAUCCUUGGCUGAUGGGAGCAGGUCGUAUUUGAUCAGUGAAACCAAUGACUAUGAUGUUGAAGGAGUUGAAGAUGAUGGGAAUUUUGAGGUGGACUGUAAGCCACUCGACCGAACUUCUUUCGACUUUGGGAUGGCUACACUUAAAAAUGAGCCUAUCAUGCCACCAUUAACUCCAGUGAAGGGAGAGAUCAUUGAUAUAGAUUCCGAUUUUAUUCUGAAAAGGAAACAGAUGUCAUGUGAGUUUCCUCAAUGCCCUUACAACGACUUUCGCAUGGGAUUUAAUGACCGAACAUGCAGGAACAACCACCAAAUUAGUUGCCCAUUCCGCUUCAGUUCUUCUGGAAAUUUUGGUCCACCAAGUUAUCAGAUAAACAACAAGAAGCCACCCAUAUUUUCAGUGCCGUCUGCUGAAACCAACUCGGCUGCUCUGCCCAUGAAUAACGACCCUCUGACUUCUGUGAGCGUUUCUGGACUUGGAAUUCCAGAAGACGGCCAAAAAGUUAUUUCUGAGCUCAUGUCUUCCUAUAAUGGUAAUAAUCAGCAUGGCAAUACCUUUCAUUCCGAGAAUUUUCACAUUCUUGAAGGUCAGAACCAACAGCAGCCAGCAGCAUAUCUGCAACAAAAUGAUGAUGACUCCAAACAGGGAGCUUCAUCCCAAGGAAUAUUUCAGGGAACCAGUGUUCCGUUGAGUAGUUCGGUCUUUUCAUCAUCAGCAUUCCAGUAUGAUCAGUGCAAGUCUUCAUGCAAUUCCUCAUUUACCAGCAAUGUGUCUGACAAUAUUUCCGACUUCAGAUUUGGUUCUCCCCUCAAUUCUACACAACUUGACUACUUUGUCGAUCCACUACCAAAGCAUGAAGUGUCUUUGUGGUAUCUUUGAACCCAGAGUUCUUACUCGGCUGCUGACUGCACUACCAAAGCAGGAAGCCACUGCAUAUCGUGACCCGCUCUAAUCAGGUUAACCUUCUUAAUUUAGUAUAUAUGAGCAUUAUUGUAGAUAAAAAAAUGUAGUUAAUCUGUGUGCUUUACUAUGUUUCGAACUUAAUAUAUUCGCUUAGUGACAGCAACUAUCAUAAUCCAUAUUUUAAAUGUACUUACAUUAGUUGGCAUCCGGUCUAGGAAAGUAUUCUCAGUACUUGCAUUGAUGUCUUAAGCCUAGAAUGUCUGUAAUAUGCAAACUCACUAUGAAAGAAGCAAGUUUUGUUGAAUAGCUCUA